Molecule: messenger RNA, 899 nt
Organism: Cydia fagiglandana
Lineage: Eukaryota; Metazoa; Arthropoda; Insecta; Lepidoptera; Tortricidae
Product: selenoprotein M-like
Exons: 2
Coding region: 121-447 (108 amino acids)
Cellular component (GO): endoplasmic reticulum lumen
Molecular function (GO): oxidoreductase activity
Source: RefSeq, a predicted model, not a curated record
UCAACUCAGUCCGAGUUAGCAGGUCGAGGGGUAAUUUAGCUUGCUAGUGUUUAAAACUUAUUUAUCCGCCGUAAUUUAAUCGGUGUAUAUUGCGUCAACUGCAAAAGUUAUCCUAUCACAAUGAAAACACUAGCAGUAUUCUGUGCAGUACUAGCAUUAGCAUCUGCUUACGACCAAUCGAACAUCAUAGGGGCCAGAAUAGAGACGUGUCGUGGAUGCUCGUUGAACCGACUUCCCCAAGUGAAGCAGUUCGUGAUGGAAGACGCGCCCCUGUAUGAACAAGUAGAAGUGAAGUUCAUCACUGGCGCGGCGCCUGAGGUGGUGCUACUUGGCAAGAACGACCACGAACUGGAGAGGCUGCCGCUCUCCCACCUGGAUCGCAAGGAGUGCAACCAGUUACUUGAGGAAAGAGGGUUUGUAAAGAAACAAAAGAAAUCGGAGUUCUAGUUUGUUAUUUAGACCCACAUGGGUGUAAAAAAAGUUAUGAUCGCUUAAAAAAUGGAUUCAUAAUUAAUACCCAAAUAUAUCAGGUUCAUCAUGAACUAUAUAGUACUGAACACUGUGUGACAUAGGCUCAUCAGCUAAAUAGCUGCUCACCUAUAAUGAUAUAAUAAUAAACGAAUAAGGUAAAAAGCUGGAUUGUAAUAUACCUAUGCUGUAAGUUUUACUACAUUCCAUGUGUGAAAAUGGUAGGUAUAUGAAGCAAUAUUUAGUAUUAACUUGUAGCUAAUUUUGCCUAUUAUGAUGAAAAUAGGCUUCUACUACUAGUACAAAUUUGUGUUUAUUUUAUAUUAAGUGUAAUAAUGUCUGUAAUAAAGAGGAGUCUUGUCUGCCGUUACAAUGUUUCAAGGCCUCUGACAAAGCUAGAAUUGUUAAAUAAUAAACAGCUUUUCACAAUA